Acanthopagrus latus (yellowfin seabream) is the source of this 747-nucleotide messenger RNA. It is a transcript of the gene atp5f1d, whose product is annotated as ATP synthase F1 subunit delta. The coding region runs from base 124 to 606 and encodes 160 amino acids. Gene Ontology annotation, molecular function: proton-transporting ATP synthase activity, rotational mechanism. The record is from RefSeq and is a predicted model, not a curated record. Gene Ontology annotation, biological process: proton motive force-driven ATP synthesis. The transcript is spliced from 5 exons. Lineage: Eukaryota; Metazoa; Chordata; Actinopteri; Spariformes; Sparidae.
AAGCCUUGUGGGUAGGGUACCAACGUCCUUGUCCUACCAAGCGCCGCACAUCGACAGCCUCCACGCAAGGGCUUGAGGAUCUCUGUCAUUUACUUGUACUUGAGUAAAAUCUGAUUUUCAGACAUGUUGGCAGCCAGAUUUCUCCGUCGCGCUCUCCCUGCGCUGAGGCAAACUCGCUCCUACGCCGAAGCCGCCACCGGCGCCCCGCAGAUGUCCUUCACAUUCGCCUCCCCGACACAGGUGUUUUUCCAAGAGGCCAGUGUGAAACAGGUCGACGUGCCCACACUUACUGGUGCGUUCGGCAUCCUUCCUGCCCAUGUACCCACCCUGCAGGUGCUCAGGCCCGGUGUCGUCACAGUCUUUAAUGAUGACGGUUCUGCUGUCAAAUACUUUGUGAGCAGUGGGUCGGUUACAGUAAACGCGGAUUCUUCAGUGCAGCUGCUGGCUGAGGAGGCUGUUCCCUUGGACCACCUGGAUGUUGCUGCUGCCAAGGCCAACCUGGAGAAGGCCCAGUCUGACUUGGCCAGUACAUCUGACGAGGCAGCGAGGGCAGAGGUUCAGAUCAGCAUAGAGGCCAACGAGGCCAUCCUCAAGGCUCUGUCAUAGAUCUGCGGUAAUCUUUGCUGUUUCUUUCAUGGAAAUCAAAAGUCCAUCUGCUUUUCCAGCUCAGUCACGUCAGUGUCCAGAAGAUUCCAUGUUUGCUUUGUACAGUGGAUGAAAUUACGAAAUAAAUUUAUUUGGAAUUUA